Molecule: messenger RNA, 1854 nt
Organism: Zygotorulaspora mrakii
Lineage: Eukaryota; Fungi; Ascomycota; Saccharomycetes; Saccharomycetales; Saccharomycetaceae
Gene: RUP1
Product: Rup1p
Exons: 1
Coding region: 1-1854 (617 amino acids)
Biological process (GO): protein deubiquitination
Cellular component (GO): nucleus; cytosol
Molecular function (GO): protein binding
Source: RefSeq, a predicted model, not a curated record
AUGGAGAGGGCUGUUCAAUCUUUGAUGGAUAUGGGUAUCCCAGAAGAUGUGGCCAAAAAUGCUUUAAAUAAAGCGGGUGGCAAUAUCGAAGCAGCAGCAAGCUACAUAUUUUCGAAUGAAUUACCUGACGAAAUUAACCAACCAAUCAGGGAAAAUGUGAAAGACAGCUCUUUCAUCGGUAAGGGUGAGCAUGUAGAGUUAGCAUCGUCCGCGAAUGGCUUCAAUAAGGGUGAUCUCUCAAAUAUAAUUGCUACGACAAGAACUGAGCAAAUAAUUGAUACAGAUUCUGAUGACUCCGAUGUGCAGUUUGAGAGCUCCCCACCGAAUACAUCGGACGACAAAUUGUCCAUUCAUAAAUUUGAAAUUGACGAUAGUACAAUCGUUUUACCUUUGCCACCAAACUUUUUAUUUGAAAACUACUUUGCCUUAUUUUCUCUAUUUGUUGUCAAUUAUCUCCCGCAGUACUUGUUCAGACCUGAUUUCAAGGACUUGAACUAUGACAAAAACUGGUUCAAGGGAAUCAGCGUAAAUAAGCCUUUAUUGAAGCUAGAUUUUAACGAGGAGCAGGAACUAAUUCCAACAGCAAAAUCAGAAGAUAGUAAUAUAAUGCAGCCUGAACUACUUUGGCAGUUGCAAAAAUUCGGAUCGAUCGUAAAUUCAACCAUUUCAGAUAGAGCUUUUGUUCGUUCCAAGAUGUUCGCCAUAGCAUUAGAUUCUCAAAUACAAAGGAAACUCGGUGAAGCUGAGCACCUUUAUGAAAUACUACCGGCUUUCAUAAAAUCUUUGGCCAUUGAUCUUGAAAUGUGUCCAGACUUUGACACAAAUGAGAUCAAAAAUUUAUUCAUUUCAUCAGCAUUUCAUACACCGUCGGUUGAUGAGUCUACUAAACAAACAUGGUUAUCUUUGUUUCAUUUUUUGCCUGAAGAGUAUGAUUCAAAUCUUUACCGGAUGUUUAAUGCACUUCUGCAUCCUGACGAAUCAAUUAAUCUUGAAAUUAAUCAUGAAAACGAUAGCGAAGCAGAGAAGAACGAAAACUCUUUGGAUGUGAUUGCGCCUAUUCUAACCAUAGUGUUUGAUGAAAUGGACGAAUCCACAGAGCACGUUAACCUCACUGAAGGUGUGGAAGUUCCAUUAAAAUUUUACCCUCAAUUAUACACGAAGAAAUGUAAGGAUGAAUUAAUCAGACCAAUUUUGGAGAAAAGGAAACAGGCGCAACUAUUAUCAAGGAGCAUCUUACAAGAUAUUACAAAUUUGAAAAGCUUCCAAGGUAAAGAUAUUCUGAAGUUUUUGAACAGUACAAUAGAUUAUUUGCAGCUUGACAAUAAGGAUAGUGAUUUGAUAAACCAGCUACUGUUAUUGAAAGAUGAAAUAUUAUCAAGGAAGACCACUAGAACUAACGAAUACAAACAUUUAGCUCAACAAUUACAAACAGAGUGGAACUUAUCACACCCAGAAAUAUCUCUUGUGAAUACCGCAAAGGACAGAGGUCUCAUAGACGAACCAUACAUCCUAACAUUGGCUGCAAUUUCGCCCUAUAACUACUUCUCAAGAGACAGAUCUGGUACUUGGCACUACGUGCACUGCAACAUGGCAGGAUCGGAUUUCAAGGUACGAACUUGCUCUUCCGAACUUGAAGUUCAAGACUCUAUUAAACAGUGUACCAAGCAAGCAAGUGAAUCACCUUUAAUGUUCAUAUAUUGCAAAGAACACUUUAUUCCGCAAAUUGACCAGGUCAACAGGGCCCUAGAAAUGAACGAAGGCUGCCUAAAUUUUGCGAAACUGGACCAGCUGGAACUGAACAAGUCUCAUCAGAAGCACCAGCAUGAGGAGUAUGCCCAUGAUUAUAGUGCGUAG